Messenger RNA from Vanessa tameamea, 1835 nucleotides. It is a transcript of the gene BomSIFR, whose product is annotated as neuropeptide SIFamide receptor-like. NCBI's taxonomy places the organism in Eukaryota, Metazoa, Arthropoda, Insecta, Lepidoptera, Nymphalidae. The record is from RefSeq and is a predicted model, not a curated record. Gene Ontology annotation, cellular component: plasma membrane. The coding region runs from base 159 to 1544 and encodes 461 amino acids. Gene Ontology annotation, molecular function: neuropeptide Y receptor activity; peptide binding. Gene Ontology annotation, biological process: G protein-coupled receptor signaling pathway; cellular response to hormone stimulus. The transcript is spliced from 3 exons.
GCCACACUAGACACGCGUAGACCCGCUACGAUCUAGCGCGAUACAACUUCGGAACUUUUAAUACUUUUCUAACUAUCGAAUUAUUUUAUGUGCUGUGUAAAUUUAUUUGCAAGCGUUUGAUGUGAUUAGAAGGUAGUUUAGAAUGACUUAAAGUAACAAUGGCUCCUUUAAGAGUAUUAAGUGAUUUUUCGGACGAUUUUCAAAACUCUUCAACUCAACAUCCAGGGGAGCGACAUCAUUUCAGGCACAGGAACCACUCGCGGGACCACGCAAGGAAUCAUUUCGUAGAUGUCAUAUCGAACUCUAUAAUGGAGGUGAUAAAUACGAGGUUCGUGCCGGAGAACAGCGUACUGCCUGACAUGGAGCCGCUGUCCACUCACAUGGAUGAAAGGCACCCGUUACGGAUGAACAUAACGAUGAAUAGAUCUGACUUUGGCGCGAUUGACAAUGAAUUUAUGUAUAGACACAGUGGUGCGAUGACUGCAGUUUACUGUGUGGCAUAUCUUCUAGUGUUUAUCGUCGGCCUAGUCGGGAACUGCUUCGUGAUCGCUGUGGUGUACCGCUCCCCUCGGAUGCGAACUGUGACCAAUUUUUUCAUAGUGAAUCUGGCUGUUGCUGAUAUAUUAGUGAUCGUUUUCUGCUUACCCGCCACUCUAAUGUCCAACAUAUUUGUCCCAUGGGUGCUCGGCUGGCUGAUGUGCAAGACAGUGCCCUACGUGCAAGGACUGUCCGUGGCGGCGUCCGUCUAUAGUUUGGUCGCAGUAUCACUUGAUAGAUUCUUGGCCAUCUGGUGGCCCUUGAAAUGCCAGAUCACGAAACGCCGAGCCAGAAUGAUGAUCGUCUUCAUAUGGAUCUUCGCUAUACUCGUCACUACGCCUUGGGUGUUUUUCUUCGACUUGGUUGUUGUGUUCGACGACAACCCUCACGUUCGUCUCUGCCUGGACGUCUGGCCUAACCCCAUCAGCGAAGUUCUGUACUUUGUCAUCGGAAACCUCAUAUUCUGCUACAUUCUACCCAUGGUACUGAUAACAAUGUGCUAUAUUUUGAUCUGGAUUAAGGUGUGGCGUCGGUCCAUUCCCACGGAUACCCAAGACGCCCAAAUGGAAAGAAUGCAACAGAAGUCCAAAGUCAAAGUUGUAAAAAUGUUGGUAGCAGUUGUGAUUCUCUUCGUGCUGUCCUGGUUUCCACUUUACCUAAUCUUCGCAAGGAUAAAAUUAGGCGGACCGGUUCAAAAGUGGGAGGAAGAAAUGUUCCCAGUAGUAACGCCUCUAGCCCAAUGGCUCGGAGCAUCAAAUUCUUGCAUUAAUCCGAUCCUAUACGCAUUCUUCAAUAAGAAAUAUAGGAAGGGAUUCGUUGCGAUUAUUAAAAGCAGGAAAUGUUGCGGCAGGCUGCGUUAUUAUGAAACGAUCGCAUUACAAUCGUCAAGUACGUCUACGCGGAAAUCGUGGCAUUACAAUAACAACAACCACGCUUCGAUGACACGACGGUCACCACCGGUUGAUAAGAAUGCGGUGUCUUUCAUAUUCAAUAACACGGGUGUCUAAGAUAUCCGUCUAGAAUAUUUGGUGUUAAAAUAUGACCUUUGGUCCAGAGUCUCGUAUGAUUUGCAAAGCAAAUAGAGACGUUAUUCUGCAUAUCGACAUAACAGUUUUGUGCUUGAAUUUAAGUUCGUCAGUUUGGUGUCGUCCUGUGUCAUAAUCGAUUACUCGACUCGCGUGACAAUUCAAUAAUCUAGUGAAGUAAAUUAUUGUAUCAUGUUUUAAUGUAAUUAUAUGUACUUUUAUACGUAAUUCGAUAAAAUGUAUAUAAAUAAAUAACUAUGGAGUGAAAACGCA